AUGGCCUGUUGCCUCAGUGAAGAAGCGAGGGAACAAAAGCGCAUCAACCAGGAGAUUGAAAAGCAACUGCAACGGGAUAAACGAAAUGCGCGUCGCGAACUCAAACUUCUGUUACUGGGUGAGUGUUUGGCCUUGAUUGAAGCGCUUAGGGCUAGUACGACGUGGGUUGAGGUGGUGGGAUGAUAGUUCCUGUUGUGCAACAUGUUUUGAGGCGUUUAAACGAUUGCACAGCAAGCCUAAACUUUUUGGAGAAACCAGAAAAAUUAUGAAAUAUAGUACAGGAUCAAACAGUAGUUGACACGAUAACUCAAUACCCUCCAAAACCAAAACAAAUACCCAAACCAACCUAACCACGACCUCAUUUCAGGAACGGGUGAAUCAGGUAAAUCAACAUUUAUUAAACAAAUGCGAAUCAUUCACGGAAAUGGGUACUCCGAAGAGGAUAAGCGCCAGCAUAUUCGUCUAGUCUACCAAAACGUGUUCAUGGCCAUGCAGGCCAUGAUCCGGGCCAUGGACACACUGGAAAUCAAGUACGGGAACGCAUCCUCAGAGGUAAAGAUUCUGAACUGCGUACAUUAUUAUGCUACUCGUGUUUAUACGGAAUUCUGAUUUUGGGGGCCACAAACAAAAUUUUUAAUUUUUAAAAAUUUGGAUUUUAUAUUUUUGUAAAUUUUGAAAUUUUAACUCUUUUUUGCUAAAAAAAUGAUAAAAUUUACAACUUUUUCCACACCUCCUUUAAGGAUUCAAUUGAAUUAACCUCCCCCUAAAAUCAGAAUGCCAAUGACAAUGUCAUACCGUAUAAACUUAUAUGUGAACCACAAACCUGAACGUUCGCAACUCUUAUAACAAAAAAAGCUUCAGGACAAAGCGAAUGUGGUGCGAGCGAUCGACUACGAGAAUGUGACCUCAUUUGAAGAGCCCUACGUGUCCUACAUCGCCGACCUAUGGGAAGAUCCUGGCAUCCAGGAGGCGUACGAUCGCCGACGCGAAUAUCAACUAACUGAUUCUGCCAAAUAGUAAGCUUUACGAUUACUAAUCUGCGUUUAGUUAGUGGGAAGAGUGUAGUCAAAAAGUAGAUAGAAGUUUAGAAAAUAGAUUUAAUUGUUAAUGAUAACACAAGUUCUGAAAAGAUAGUAUUGAAACAUUAGUAUUGACAUUUAAAAACACUUUAAUUUUAAAAACAUUUCAAAAAUUAAAGAACUUUUAUUACACUGACCCUUAUGAAACAUCAUUUCUUUACCUACACAACCUUAUACACGGACCAUUACAAGCCUACUAAGUACAUAACAUUACAUUUUCAGUUACUUGAACGAUGUCAGGCGAUUAGCCGUUCCCGAUUACCUACCCACAGAACAGGACAUCCUCAGAGUUCGUGUACCCACCACUGGUAUCAUCGAGUACCCAUUCGACCUAGAGCAAAUUGUAUUUAGGUAUGUUAAACUACAACUACUAAAGGCACACAAUACUAUAACCUUUUGGCCUAAAAGCUGACUUUAGGUCUCUAAGAAUCAUUACUUUAACACAAGAAGAUUAACAACUGUUUAGCUUAGCUAAUAUUUUACAGUAAUAACUGACAGUUGAAUCUUCAUUGAAAACUAUAUGUAUUUGACUAGUUAGAAACACAUAAAAGUAAAAAGUGUUUAUACUUAUGACAAGUUUUGGCUUGAAUACAUUAACCUACAACCCAUUACAGAAUGGUAGACGUCGGAGGACAGAGGUCAGAACGAAGAAAAUGGAUUCAUUGCUUUGAAAAUGUAACCUCCAUCAUGUUCCUGGUCGCGUUGUCAGAGUAUGAUCAAGUUCUUGUCGAAUGUGACAACGAGGUAAGUAUACAACUAUAGACUGUAAAAUGACACAGUAUCGACAGAGUAAUAGCUCCCAAAAAGUAAAACUAAAAAAGCUUUUGGUUUUUGAAUCUAUCAAUAGAUACUUACAUCAAUAUAAAAUUUGAUAUCCAAAAUUUGUAAAAGUAGUUCGAAUUUCGAAGUCAAUUGUAAGUUACAUAACCUUAUGUUACAGAAUCGAAUGGAAGAGUCGAAAGCGCUGUUCCGAACGAUAAUUACAUAUCCAUGGUUUCAACAGUCAUCUGUGAUUCUGUUCCUCAACAAGAAAGAUCUGUUGGCCGAGAAGAUACUAUACUCCCAUUUGGCCGACUAUUUCCCCGAAUACGACGGUAAGAAUAACGUAUAUUGUCCACAAAAACACACUAAACAUAACCGUAGAAAAUACUGUAUAUUUUCGAACUUUUUCGGUAGUAAAAUACCCGCAAAGUUAGUGUUUUAGUCAUUCAAAACUAUUACACUUUACGGUUAAGUUACCUACAUAACAUACAAAUGUAUACAACUUUGAUUAAUGACAAAAGUUACUCAUGAUGACUUACUUUCAGGACCUCCAAGAGAUGACAUUGCAGCUAGAGAAUUUAUACUCAAAAUGUUCGUUGAUUUAAAUCCAGAUGCCGAGAAGAUUAUUUACUCGCAUUUUACGUGUGCAACAGGUAAGACCUAUACCUAUUACAAUAUAUUGACCCCCUACUACCACAUGUCUUAAUAGAGCAUAGGCUUAAUUAGAAAAGCUUUAAAGCUCCAAAAAAACCACUGGUACCUCAAACUUAAAACUUCAAAAAGUCUUAAAACUAACGUCAACUUAUAAAAAGUUUUACAACCGCUUAUACUCUACUAUAACAUUCCCUUUCAGAUACUGAAAACAUUCGAUUCGUGUUUGCGGCAGUCAAAGAUACGAUAUUGCAACAUAAUCUCAAGGAGUACAACUUGGUGUGA
This is a messenger RNA of Bursaphelenchus okinawaensis, 2777 nucleotides long. Lineage: Eukaryota; Metazoa; Nematoda; Chromadorea; Rhabditida; Aphelenchoididae. The record is from the annotation of a GenBank genome assembly.